UCAAAGGUGCCUCCCCUUUCCAUUUGUUGCUACAUUUCUGGUCCUUGAAACGUUAUUGUGCAUGUAAGCUAGGGUUUGCCUGUUCUCAUGGGUCUGAAAUGGCUUUGUGCUACUCCUGUGCAGACACUUCAACAGUUCAAUCUUCCUACGGUCACUGUUGGAAGAGGCCGAGGUGUGACCAUUAGCCAGAACUUGGGGUCAAGGUCAUCAUUGCGCUUGUCUGGGAUCCAUCCAGGGAUGGGUGGAUCAUUGGCUUCUGCUCAGGCAGGAGCAGUGGGAAGAGGAGCAGCAGCAGGUGAUGGAGGGUUUGUUGGGGAAAGGCAAUCAUUGGAUGACCUUUCAAUCGGGGAAGGAACAUCUCGAAUGCUUCCUGACGUCAAUUCAUCUUGCAACGGGACUACCUCUGGAGGGGUGCCCGAUAGUCCAGACCACUAUGAUCCGGAUCAGCCACUUUGGACUGAGGCCCGCUCCUGUUUGAGUGAAAGGGGCAGUGCUGGAGUCAACCUUUGCAGUCCAGAUUCGAGCCGCUGGGUUGUGGGACUUACCAAGGGUGUUCGAGGUGGUUCUCGUCAUUUGCCAUUGCCAUUGGGUGGUGGCGUUGGUAGUGUCAGUAUUGCCAAGGAUGUUGGUGGAGUGAGCAGGAGCAGCUGGAGGGUGACAGGCAUGGGUGGCCGACAUGUAUUACAAACGAAAAGUGGCAAUGGUUGGGGCUGUGAUUCUGGACACCUGGACUCGGAGGUGCUCUCAGGGGUCCAAGGAAGGCUGGAGGGAGGGGGCAUGAGAGAAAGUGGAAUGGGAAGGGGAGUGAAGAGAGGCAGGCAUGACCUUGAUGGAGUGGAAGAGGGCUGUGUUCUGCACAGACCUGGCACCUGGAACAGGCCAUGGAGCAGUUGUAGUGGUGGGAGCAGAGACAACAGAGAUGGGGCUGCACCGGCUGUGGCUGAUCUGCACCUGAUGUCUGCGACUGAUCCAAAUCCUUACCUUUCUGGCCGAGGACGGGGAUCUUUAGUGAGAAGUUUCGAUGGGGGCCGGCUGGAGCAGCAACAGCAGCGGGGAUCGGCUGGCAAAGCUGAGGAGAUGGGAAACUUUGGUCCAAGGCAUAGUGAGGAAAUGGGGGAGUUUGCCAACAAUUGGAUGGCUAGAAGUGGGCAAGGAUAUGUGCCAGGGACGAGCAGAGUGUGCCAUGCCAAGAAACAUGCUGAGAAACAAGCCACAAAGACGCUUGGGUUGUUCAACAUUCCACAGGAAUUGAAUACUCUGGAAACGAUUCUGAAUCAUUUCAGGAAGUUUGGUAAAGUGGUUGAUGUGCGCUGUCAGCACGAUGGCAGCAGAGCUUUUCUGCAAUUUGCAAGAACUGAGGAUGCAAAGACCGCGCUGCAUGCCCCCGAAGCCGUGAUGGGUAAUAGAUUCAUAAAGCUCACCUGGGCAAAGCGAGAUUCGAUUCCCACUGCAGAUAAAAGGGCAAACACUUUUGCACCUGAAUUGAAUUAUGGUCAGGGCACAAGAGCCUCACCAUCAGCUCCACCUUUGUCUAUCCAGAAAGAGAGAACAGAGAAGAAGGCAGAAACAUCCAGCGAGCCUGGCGCAGCUGCUGGCGGCUGCUGCGGUGCCCCAUCAGCACAUUCCAUGCCAUCCACUAUGGCAGCCCUAUCUUUGUCGACAGGGGGACGUGUUGGUGCAGUAUUGAACCUUCAAAAGCAGGAUGGCGCCACGGUUUUUGGCGGUUCAGCUUGGACUUUGGCGACUGGGUCAGCAAGUGGAAGUGCAGGAGCAUCCAGCGGCUGCGAUGGUGCCCCGUCAGCACAUUCCAUGCCAUCCACAGUGAGACGUGUUGGUGCAAUAUUGAACCUUCAUAAGCAGGACGGCGCCACGGUUUUUGGCGGUUCAGCUUGGACUUCGGCGACUGGGUCAGCAAGUGGAAGUGCAGGCGCGUUGCCAACUAUGAUGCCGGUGAACGCCAGUGGGGACAAGAGCUUCCCUUCGGAUCAGCAAAAACAGAAAGGGAAUCUGGAACUACUCAUGGACAUACAAAAGAAGCAAGAGGUUUUGCUGAGGAUGCAGAUCCAGCAGAGGAAGUUAAUAGUUGAGAGGCUUGCCAAGAGAGCACAGGAGAGGGAAAGGGGGAGGAAUGCCGCAAUUACAGAGCUCGAGGGGGCUUGUGCACCUGUUGAUGUGUCCUCCAAAGAGGAUGAGUGUGAGGCAAGUGAGGGGGAGGCGCCGAAUUCCGCAACACAGACUACUGUAGGGGCGUCCACUUCAAAGACCGGGAUGAGCCAGUCCUUGAUCACGAACAGUGCCGCAGUUGUGGCGAAGAACGAGGAGACGCAGCGCUCGAUCGAAGAUUGGAUGAUUGCCCAUUGCGACAUGAUGAAGAGCGAGGAGUGGAACAACAUCGUGAAGGCGUUGAUGAACGCCCACGAAUCCUUCAAGUACGCGAAGAACGAGAAGGCAAGGACCACUUGUGUGGAGGUCACCAAGGGGAGGGUUGCAACAAGGGUGGAGGAAACUGCGGCGGCAGUGGCCUUCCACUGGUUGCUUGCUGCAACUGGACGGUUGGACCUAUCGCCGCUCGAGGCCACACAUCAACAUUAUGCAUGGAAGGAGAGCAUUGUGCUGACCACACAUCGGCACCUAUUCCGUGCAGCCACCGAACGCAUCCUUGACAACACGCUUUGGUCCGGCGUGGAGAAGGUAAUGGAGACCUCAAAGGGCCUGCUUGAUCUCUUGAAGUUUGUGGAUGGCAAUGGCCCCACAAUCAGCAAGAUCUAUGGCCGAAUGGACAACUUAGUGGAGAAGCUCAGAGAGAAUGAGGUCCUCACGGAAACGGAGAAGGACGAGUUGGAGGUGAUCAAUCAUAAUGCGACAUUGGAAUGCCAUGACAUCACCACUGCAUUGUGCAGCAAUGUUUUUGGACCCUAAGUUCAAAGCCAGCAAGCCGGAGCAAGAUCUGGAGGUUGCAGACGGGUUCUGGACGCGGGUAUACUCUUCG
Molecule: messenger RNA, 2989 nt
Organism: Chara braunii
Lineage: Eukaryota; Viridiplantae; Streptophyta; Charophyceae; Charales; Characeae
Source: the annotation of a GenBank genome assembly